AUGCUCUUCAACUCGACAGUUUUACUCAAUUGGGAAACUGGGACCUAUCGGAGACAAAUCGCGUGUAGGUCACGGAGGCCAGGUGAAAGUCAGCUGAAGUCGUAGCGGUGUUUACCCUUAAACCGUUGAUUGCUAAAUUGCUCAUUUCAAGACCUGUAGAGGUAGUAAGAGAUGUCUACAUACACUCCUACAAGAGAAGAAAAGGAGCGAUUCAUGUCUCGGGCGAUCGAGCUCAGCGCGGAAGGAGCAUUCAAGGGACGUGGUGGUCCAUAUGGAGCCGUGGUUGUCAAAGAUGGCAAGAUUGUUGGUACGAUGGCUAUUUCUUCUUUCGCAACCCAGCUUCCUGUCUUCAUGCAUGCAGCAAAACUUUAAUGUGGUUCUAAACGCUGACUUUACCGCCAGUCUCAGACUUUCAAAGCGGUCUCUAUGGUAGGGAAAACUUCUCUUAAUUACACCAUUACGUAACCCGAUGAUCAGGCAACUUCAUGGGCACAAGCAGGAGGGGGGUACACGGUGCACAUGCGACUUAUUGAGAUUGUGAAGUAUGACAAACCAGAACCAAAUGGAAUCAACCCACCAACUCCCCAGCCCCCCUCCCCACCCAGUUUCUCUCUAUGUCAGUGAAAAAAAACCCUACCUCAGUAUGCAUAUUCUCCAUACUGUUCUGCAUACAUUUCCUUAAGUGUUGACAAGGAGAAUUUUUUGACAAACAAGAACUUCUUUAGUUGGUAAUCAUUUCUUAUUUUAUUCUUGCAACCUUAACAAGUGAGUUAGAGGUGUUACUAUCAGGGAAAAUUCAAGGCCAACCCUAACUCCUAGUAAGGGUCAAAAGGUAAACAGAGCAGCCUGCAUAGAGAGCCCAGAUAAUUGGGGUUGUAGUAUUCUUGAUUGUGGGAUUUUUUUUUUAACCUUGCUACAAACUUUCCUAUUUUUAUUUGCAUUGACCAGCCUGGCUUUUAUUAUAGCUUCAUCCAUUAGUCAGUUUUUUGGUAAACUUUAAACAAAUGCUCUUUUUCUUCCAGGUGAAGGCUACAACCGAGUCUUUGUUGAUUGUGAUCCAAGUGCACAUGGAGAAGUUGUGGCCAUACGAAAUGCAGGGAAAAACUUGGGAACAUUUGAACUGACAGGCUGUAGUUUGUACACAAACUUUGAACCAUGCCCAAUGUGUGCUGCUACAAUUUGGUGGAGCAAGUAAGCAAAUUUUGAACAGUUUUGAUUUUAAAGGUGCACUUGCUCUUGCUGACAUUGGGAUUUCAACAGUUCUGGGAAUGUGUAGUACUGUAUUACUAGGAUGACAAGCAAUUAUGUAGAAUGCAGUGGGGAGAGGAGAGGUUGGAUUAAGGGAGAAACUUGAUAGGGGUUUGUCUUUAUAGCCACAAGAUCUCAACCAUGCUUACAAAUAAAUGUGUAAACUCAGACUUAAACUCUGCUCAACAUUAUGAUCAUUUUGUGGACACCAUUAAAAAUCAAACCCCUUUUUAAUAAAUCCAAAAAUGAAAUGCUAACAUUGGGUUAAUUUCCCCUAAGUUUGUGCUAUUAGCCUUUCAGAAUCCCUUCCCCUGUUAUAGUCUAGGCUGUGUGUUGAGACCCAAUCUUAAUCACACUCUGUUUAUCCAUUUACUUCAUAAAGACUUUUAAAGCCUUCAUUUAAAAAUGCAAACCCACAAUAGUUACUCCAGUCCUGAAAAAUGCAACCCCAUUCAGCCGUACUCCCCAGAAAAUUAUCAAGAAGAACCCCCCCCCCCAGCUCAAACUUUGUUGUGGUUCUUUCCCUUUUUUUGUUCAUUUAUAGACCUAGUACUAACAAUGGUUAAUCUUUUUGUUUAUUGACUUCAGGCUUGAUAGAGUGUACUACGCACAACCUGUGAAAGGCAGCACAGUUCAUCAUGAAGAAAAUCAGGCUCAGGUUCUCAACUUUGUAGUAACACCAAUUGACAAGCGUCCUAUUCCAGGAGAACAGAUUGAGAGUAAAGCAAAGAAAGCAUUUGACAUCAUUGAAAAAUAUCUGACUGAUGACACAAAGAAAGUUUGAGAGAAUGUAAUGGAAAAGAAUUUACCACCUU
Molecule: messenger RNA, 2063 nt
Organism: Pocillopora meandrina
Lineage: Eukaryota; Metazoa; Cnidaria; Anthozoa; Scleractinia; Pocilloporidae
Source: the annotation of a GenBank genome assembly